AUGACCAAGCCGUCCGGCUCCUCGACCAUGUCCUUCGGCUCCUCUGCCACGCCAUUCAGGGCUAAGAGCAAUCAACAACCUGCCUCCAUCGCGGACAUCGCCCGACACCUAGAGUGCCUGAGCGAGCUGAUCGUGGGCUCAUGGGACGAGUCGAACGGGUAUCGCGCGCGCGAAAUCAUGCCUCGACAUUGCCCCGCCACCUUUCAAACCGAGUUUAUUUCCAUGGACUUCGGAGCCUGGCCACACCUGCCCGCUCUCGAAGACUACCUGAAGCACUGCGACAAUCUGCGGCUCGUGAAUCCGGCGUGGCGCAUGAAUGCGUACAAUUUCUCCGCCUUUGUCGACCGCGAGCUGCAGACCGCGGUGGUGUGGUUUACGUCGGGCCCCAGUAGCCAGCCUGCGAAUGACGAAGGCAACUGGAAUACGCACCGCGAGAGCGUGAGCAAGUUGAAGUGGAGGAGGCGCGAAGGGGAUGGAGAGUGGGAAUGUUAUUGCCACAGCGUCAUUCGCGGCGGCGGUGUGGCCGUACCCAUGGGAUGA
Molecule: messenger RNA, 540 nt
Organism: Neohortaea acidophila
Lineage: Eukaryota; Fungi; Ascomycota; Dothideomycetes; Mycosphaerellales; Teratosphaeriaceae
Exons: 1
Coding region: 1-540 (179 amino acids)
Source: RefSeq, a predicted model, not a curated record